This is a messenger RNA of Penicillium cataractarum, 1053 nucleotides long. RefSeq names its product shikimate dehydrogenase family protein. The record is from RefSeq and is a predicted model, not a curated record. Gene Ontology annotation, biological process: chorismate biosynthetic process; shikimate metabolic process. The coding region runs from base 1 to 1053 and encodes 350 amino acids. The transcript has a single exon. Lineage: Eukaryota; Fungi; Ascomycota; Eurotiomycetes; Eurotiales; Aspergillaceae. Gene Ontology annotation, molecular function: shikimate 3-dehydrogenase (NADP+) activity.
AUGGCCGCUCAAACACAACCCGAGGAGCCCAUCACCAGCCCCUCCCACCUCGACGGCGUGGCCUACCUCUACGGCCACCCCCUCCUCAACUCUCUCUCCCCACCCCUCCACCAAACCGUCUACAAUGCCUUGGGCCUCAACUGGCAGCAAAUCCCGCUCUCCAGCGUAACCGGCACCUCAGCCACCUACCCUCCUCCUUACACUCGCUCCCCACCCGUCGACACCUUCCUCGCCUCCAUCAAGGCCAACCCCAAAUUCGUCGGCUCCUCCGUGACCAUGCCGCACAAGGUCGCCAUCAUGCCUCACCUGGAUGAUCUGACCGAGCACGCCCGGCAGGCCGGUGCCUGCAACACCAUCUUCCUCCGCGAGGAUCCCACCACCGGCACCCGCCAAUACGUCGGCACCAACACCGACUGCGACGGUAUCCGCGAGGCGCUGGUCCAAAACGCUCCCGAUGCCUCGCGCUUCCGCGGCCGUCCCGCCCUCAUCAUCGGUGGUGGUGGUACCGCCCGCACUGCUAUCUACGUGAUGCGCCGCUGGCUCGGCUCCAGCCGUAUCUACAUCGUUAACCGUGACGCCGCCGAGGUCGCGACUAUCCUGGAGGAGGACCGCGCGCGCAACCCGGAUCCCAACGCCCAGGCUCCCCUGAUCCACGUUACCGAUCCCGAGGAGGCUGCUCGUCUCGAGGCCCCCGCUGCUAUCGUCUCGGGUAUCCCUAACUACCCACCUAAGACUGCUGAGGAGCUGAAUGCCCGUGCUGUUAUCCAGGCCUUCCUGGGUACCGAGGCUGAUGCGUCUAACCAGCAGGGUGUUAUCCUGGAGAUGUGCUACCACCCCGUUCCCUGGACAGAGAUCGCCCAGUUGGCCUCCGCCGGUGGCUGGAAGGUUAUCCUUGGCUCUGAGGCUCUGAUCUGGCAGGGUCUGGAGCAGGCCCGUCUCUGGACUGGCAAGGAUGUUAUUGGCACACCUGGUGUUGUUGACGCCGUCAAGGCCGUUGUCAAUGGCUCCGUUGCCGAGCGGGCUGAGAAGGCCAAGCAGGCCGCUAGCCAGUAA